AUGCGGAUAAAUGCGCAGGGUGUGAAAGAUGAUGCUGCUGGUCUUGUGGCUGCGUCCAUGAUUGCUGUUGUGCCGGGUUACAUAUCUCGUUCGGUUGCUGGUUCUUAUGAUAAUGAGGGUAUUGCGAUAUUUUGCAUGCUCUUCACUUAUUAUCUGUGGAUUAAGGGUUUUGAGCACAUAACAGUAUUUCGCAAUUUGGUGAUUUUUUUUUUAACGAUUUUUUACUUCUUUGGCAUUAAAGUCCGUGAGUACAAGUGA
Messenger RNA from Gongylonema pulchrum, 258 nucleotides. The record is from the annotation of a GenBank genome assembly. NCBI's taxonomy places the organism in Eukaryota, Metazoa, Nematoda, Chromadorea, Rhabditida, Gongylonematidae.